This is a messenger RNA of Symbiodinium sp. CCMP2592, 888 nucleotides long. The record is from the annotation of a GenBank genome assembly. NCBI's taxonomy places the organism in Eukaryota, Dinophyceae, Suessiales, Symbiodiniaceae.
AUGACCACAGACACUUCGACAUCAACUCACUCGGCGCAAGGGGCAGAUUCACUGCUGAAGAAUGCCAAGCCUCUGUUCCUAUUUGGGGCGGCUCGAUCGGGUACGACUUUCUUGUGCAGGAUAUUGAACGCGCACCCGCAGGUGCUGCUGACGAACGAGUCCGCUGUGGUUCUGCAGUUGGGUGAGUUGAUUCGGCGUAGUCAUAUCGGCGCCUCGGAGGGGAUCGUCUUCGGGAAGUCACAUAACAAAGCAUGGUCCGAUGUAUUGCGGAGUGAGAGCCGACAGCUUAUCGAUCGUUUCUACGAACGCGUGGCGUAUCAAGAUAUGGAAGAGUCGGGUGGUACGAAUAAGCUCGCUUAUUACGGAGACAAGCACCCUCACCUCUUUCUGUGUUUUGACUUGCUUGAAGAGAUUUACUCGGAUGCCACAUACAUCCAUCUUGUCCGUGAUCCAAGAGAUGCCGCGCUUUCAAUCGCGAAGAUGAGUAACUCUACUUAUCAAGAGGGACUCAAAAACUGGAAGAUUUUUGAUGAUCACAAUCGGAAGUUCGUCCAAAGAGUUCACGAGGACUCUAUUUUUAACCUGAGUUAUGAGGAACUGGUCGAGAGCCCGCACGAGGUUUCGCAGAGUGUUUUUGAAGCACUGGGUAUCAAGCAGGAUUCUGAAGUUGCUCGGUAUCUCGAUGAAUACGGAUCUGUGGAUGCUCACACGAUCCAGAAUAGAGACGGCUCUACAUCAUUGCACUCAUCAAAUAUGGCUUUGCACCCCUCAACUCAUCAGCUGGGACGAUGGAAAAAAGUACUGAGUCGAGAAGACUGUGACUUUACAGAUCAGUUGAUUCCUGAAGCGCUUGCCGAAUAUGGCUAUCCGCUUUGUUCCGAGGUGUAG